Molecule: messenger RNA, 1154 nt
Organism: Lacerta agilis (Sand lizard)
Lineage: Eukaryota; Metazoa; Chordata; Lepidosauria; Squamata; Lacertidae
Gene: TIRAP
Product: TIR domain containing adaptor protein
Exons: 5
Coding region: 155-829 (224 amino acids)
Biological process (GO): signal transduction
Source: RefSeq, a predicted model, not a curated record
GGAAUUUACGCAGCUUCGCUGUGCCCCGAACUCACUUGCAGAAGGAAAGAUCGAUGUGGAAACAGAAUGGAACAGCCUUGUGAAUGAACACACACAAAACGGCUGCAAGCCAGAACUGAUCAGUCCGUCCCUAGAAGACAGUCUUGCUAUUGGGAUGGCAGGCUGGUUCAAGGCCCUUCUGCAGAAGUCCAGGAACACUUCCAGCUCCUCAAAAUGCCACUUGAACAAUAUUUCUAAACAUUCACCUUCACCUCCUCCGUUGAGUAAUUCCUACACCCCUACAAGCAACUCGACAGCCAGCCCCAAACAGGUGCCCUCUGCCUCCCAGGUAAGCGUGAGCAUUUCAGGCAGCGCCCGCUGGAACAAGUUGUAUGACGUGUGCAUCUGCCACAACGAGGGCGACCUUGGGUUUGUGGAAGAGCUGGUCUCCUACCUGGAGAGCCAGCCGGAAUGCUUCCGUUGCUUCCUUCAGCCCCGGGACUCUGCUCCGGGGGGUGCCAUCGUCACGGAGCUGUGUGACGCCGUCCAGAACAGCCACUGCUGGGUGCUGCUCAUCACGCCCAACUUCCUCAAGGAUCCUUGGUGCCGUUACCAAAUGCACCAUGCUUUGACAGAGGCGCCCAUGGCGAACGGGCGCACCAUACCGGUGCUAAAGGACAUGGACCGCAAAGACUAUCCCCGGGAGCUCCGGUGCCUCUAUUACAUCAGCGUAACACUCCAAGAGACCAGCUUCAGGCAAAUCAGAGAGACGGUGCUGCGCUAUCUUCGAGAGCUCUGUCAGAACACAAGCAGUAGAGGCGAACAGGACAUCCUUCAACAGAAGAAAUAAAGGCUGGGCCAAACGAGCAUCUUGUUGCACAACUGGGAUUGCCAGGAAGUGGGGACCCUGUGACCUUCCAGAUGGUGUUGGACCUCUCAUCAGCCCACAUGACAAUGGCCAAGGAUGACAAAGUCUGUAGUCUAGCACCAGAAUUUCUCCAUCCCUGUUACAGCCUAUGGAAUGGGUGUCUCAAUGUAUUAUUUGGAUGUUCAGUUUGUUUUUCAGGCCACUUCGCCAAGAAGCAGAGAUAAGGGCAGACUUUUUGCUGUCGAUGCCCAUUUUUGUAAUGUUAUAGAAUGUGAUUUUUGUGUGUUUAAGUCAAAACUUAAUUCAU